UGUUCAGUCAUCUAUAUGCGAUCUCUUCUUGAAAAUAAUCUUAUCAAAUUUAAGGAGUGGGGUCAGAAAGGGGGAAAGGAUGAAGAAACAGGAAAGAAAGAAGAGAAGGAGAAAGAAAUGGAGAAAUGGGAAAGAAAGAAGAAAGAGGGAUCGGAAGGAAGGAAGACAGGAAAGAAAGAUGAAGAAAGAAGCUUGAUCCAUUCAUUUGAAUAUCGGGCAUCGCAUAAACCCCUACGGAGGCUACAGAAUCUACAGUUAAAGAUGGAGCUGAUCCGGCGGAAGUGCAAGGUGAUGUCACACAGGCUUGAUGAUGGAGAACGAUAAGCGGUUGGAUGAAAUGCGAGUGAAACAUUGACCGCAAAAGCUAACAUAUUCCCCAAAGAUGCUAAAAAGCCAAGUGCUUUGUUGGUUGAGCUCAAUAAAACAGGUACAUACUGCACUAGGGAAAUGGCUUUAACCAAAUAUGUGGCAUCCUCCAACGGGGUUCGGGAUCAUCUUUAGAGAGAGGAUCAGUAACUCAGUAAGUGGUGCAAAUCGGAAGGAGUUGGCAGCAAAACCUGAUGUUGACAGUAGGGGUGGAAACAGGCUAGGCCAGGCUUUCGCCUAAACAGAUCGGGCCUGUUUUAGAAUAUAUAGGCCUGAGCCUGACCUGUUACCUGUUAAAGGCCUGUUUUUACGGCCUGGCCCUGGCCUGUUUAAAAACCUGACCUGGUCUGAAGCCUGUUUAACGGGUCUGUUAAGAAAAAAAGUAAAAUUUCAAAAAAAAAAUACAAAAUGAAAAGUGAAAAAUCCUUUUAAUCCGGUAUAAAAUUUAUUACCCCAAAUAUUCACUAAAAAGUCUAAAGUUUUGCUUUGGGUGUCUAAUAAUACAUUAUUAAGGAGUAUUAUUAUGUAGUUUAUAAAUUAUAAAUUUCUAUAUACUUUGAAUCUUGAAAAACUUUGAAUUUCAAUUACC
Messenger RNA from Cuscuta epithymum, 955 nucleotides. Lineage: Eukaryota; Viridiplantae; Streptophyta; Magnoliopsida; Solanales; Convolvulaceae. The record is from the annotation of a GenBank genome assembly.